CAAUCAGCAUUUAAGCCUGCUGAGCCCUGAGCCCCAUCUUCUGUUUGGCAACUCCAAGGCAGGUGAGUACCGGCAGAAAAACAAACAAAGAGUUAAUUUUAAGCAAACAAAAUUAACUUUAAGUUGAUAUAAAUACAUAUGGUGACUAAAUGUGCAUGCUAAGAAACAGAGUAAAUGUAUCCAAAUCAACUAAUAAACGUUUUUAUUGAAACUAAAGUGUUGUGUUUGUAUGAAAAAAUAAAUUGUGCGUAAAAGAGUUACCGACAUAGGAGUGUGGCCAUGGAUUUGGCUAUCACAUUGACCAAUAAAGUGCAGUCCACAAUUUUUAGUAUGUGUGAUAAAUGUAUAAAACUAAUGUGUUGCUGCACUUGUUUGCUAAAAUUGAAUAAUCUUUUAUGAUGGCAUUAACUUGCACUGUUUGUUUUUUGUUUAUUAUUUUUUAAAUAAUUCAAGUUUUAGUUUGAAUACAUUUUGACACAGCUGUAAAUUCUCCUACACUGAGUAAGAUUUUCAAUAUUUUCAAUAUUGUAUAUUUGCUUUUAUAUCAGUUUAUAUGUUUCUAAUUUGUAACCAUUGAAAAUGGGAAAGACAAAAAGACAUGCUAUUCAGAUAAGGGAUAUACAGUAGGUGCUUAUUGUCGCUAUUAUGGUCACUGACCUCUAGGGGCUCUCUUCGUGUUUCAGUUCUACCUGGCUGCCACAGGUGCAAUAUGUUGGAGCUCGUCAGCCACCCCUUAAGGAGCUACAACCAGGGAUGUCAGGUCCCUUCUUUUUCCCUGGGCCUUGAUCUGACGUGAUCUUGUCUGUGAGCUGAUUGUUUGUGGGGACUUAAAUGAUUUUGCUGUGAGCAAUUUGUGAAGUAUCAAGUGUCUAAAGUUUUGUUUCUAUUCACAGUGGAAGCUGGAGUCUUCGUUAAGACCAUGAAUGUUUACUCAGUGUUCCCAAACCAAAGCAUGGGUUCACACAUGAGAGAGCUCCUUUCUUUCUGGAUAAUUCUGACUUUCUUCUCAUCUAAAACAUCAGGUUUAGCGUGCAGCAGUACUUUGACAAACUGCUGUUCAGAUGUCAACCAGUCCUGCUUCCAGGUCUUGCCUUACUCCAGCUCCAUGCUGGGAGGAAGAGCACUUAGGAUCCUCGGUUUGACUCUUCCUCCCGAUGGUCGACUUCUCUGCAGGUUCAAAGGUGAAAUUGAACAGCAGGGGAUUAUUGAUGAAGAAGGUCAUCCGUACUGCAUAGCUCCUCUGUUGUAUGAAACGGGCUGGAUAUCGUUUGAUGUUUCGACAGAUGGUACAGAUUUCAACAGAUCUGGAGAGUUUCUGUCAGUCCAUCCCAGUAAAGCAGAUCCCACAUUUGAAGUCACCCUUGUGAAUUCAACACUGUGGCAGAACUAUGGCACUCCGAACAUGGCCGGACAGCUGAGGAUGACCUGGAACAGCUCUUUAAUCAAAUCCGAGAGAGUCAAUGUAGAGCUGUGGGGUUACAGAGAGGUCAGCAGGAGCCCUGCAGGGUCGUCCUCUCUGCAGGCAGAGAUUAGUUACCUGUACUCUCUCGGCAGGAAUAUUUCCAACACAGGUGACUUCAGCUUCAUUCCUCAACCCAGAGAAAGGUUUUCCACUUGGGAAUUGGGGAAUAUUCGAAUAACUGCCAGUCCUAAAUCAGAGGGAGAAAGGAACGUACAGUCCCUGUGGAGUGGAGGCCAUGUUCUGGCCUGGCACCUGGAGCAGUCCUUCAGAGACGAUUCGUCAGCCUGGGCACAGAGGAAGUGUCUGCAAUGGGAUGACCUGGAGAGGAAGCUGCCUGACUUCCUGGACGAGCUCAUCGACUGUCCCUGUUCCCUGGCUCAGGCCCGUGCAGACACGGGAAGGUUUCAUACUGAUUACAGCUGUAACAUUGAGAUGGGCAGUGUGUGUACGUACCACCCUGGUAGUGUCCACUGUGUCAGAGCCGUUCAGGCCAGUUCAAGUCAUGGAUCAGGGCAGCAGUGUUGCUAUGACAACACAGGUGCUCUGGUCCUGACAGGGGACUCGGUUGGUGGCAGCACCCCGGACCGUGCUCACGUCUGGGGCUCGCCGCCAUACGGGGAGCCCCCUCGGGUUCCUGGGUUCUCCCACUGGCUUUACGACGUGACGAGCUUCUGCUACUGCUGCCUGUGGAGCGACCUCUGCCACAUCUACCUAAACCAUCGGCCUUCCACUGGAUGUCGCAGAUACCAGCCACCCAAAGCAGGUGUUGUUUUCGGGAAUCUGCAUUUUAUAACGUUUGACGGCCUCAGCUACACCUUCAGCGGCAGAGGAGAAUAUUACCUGUUGCUGUCAACAGACAAAAACCUGAGUGUUCAGGCCAGAACAGAACAGCUGAAACUUAAGAAUGGGACUUUAGUCAGAGCUACCCAGCUGUCAUCAGUGGCCAUGCAGGAGAACUCCUCUGAUGUCAUUGAGGUACGAACUGCUGGCGACCAUCUUCAGGUGCUGAGGAACCAGAAGAUUCUGUCUUUUACUGAGCAAAGAUGGAUGGAUCUGCAAGGUGUUUUUGUAUUUGUUCCCAGUCCUCAGAAUGUGACGGUAAUCUUUUCCUCUGGUGCUGCUGUGGAGCUCCGUCUGUAUGAUGCCACCAUGACGGCUACCGUCCUGCUUCUAGUGGAGUUUUCCAACCUCACCCUGGGUCUCCUUGGUCGGAUGAACUCUGAUCCGUCCGAUGACUUAAUGACCCGGUCAGGAGAGGUCAUAUCAUCUAACGCCACACUGGAGGAAAUCUUUACCUUUGGAGCUGAAUGGAACAUAUCAAACAUGUCUUCCCUUUUCACCUAUGACUCCCACUACCUUUUGGAUUCAUAUUUUUUUCCAUUAAGCCACGACCCUGCUUUUGUUCCGGCCUUUUCUCUGCCUCUGAAACCUGAUGACCCCUUGGCAGCAGACAUGUUGUCGAUGUGUUUGGGAGAAGGGGCGCAGUUCUGUAUACAUGAUACCCUUAUCUCUCGGAGCCUGGCGGUGGGAAACGCCACACUCAGGGCCCAUCAACAUCAUCAGGCCUUAAUGGAAGCCCUGAAGCCAGUGGUAUCAUGUGGCUGGCUUCCCGCACCCAGGAAUGGGAAGAAGAAUGGAACACAUUACCUGCAGGGGAAAACCCUGGGCUUCACCUGCAAUGAAGGCUACAUACUGUACAGGUCAACAGAGCGCACCUGUCUGAAGGAGGGGACAUGGACAGGGGAGCAGCCCUACUGUAUUACAGAUGAUAAAGUGGGGUUGUUUCUUGGGGCUUUUGGAUCCUUCUCAGCAUUGGUCACCAUGGUAAUAACAAUAAAACUACACAACAGAAAGCAAACCAGAGAGAGAAAACAGGAACCUCUGGAGAUGGUGACCCAAACACAGACUUGAUUAACCUUCAACGCCCUCUUGGAUUAUGGAGGAUCGUUCUGUUUUGAACUCAGCAGUUGGAACUAACAUGAAACUCAUUUGCCCAUUUGGAUGUUGUUGUUUUUUUGUUCUUUUGACCCAUUGAUGUUAUCAGAAAAGCCUGAGGCAUUAACUUUCAGGCAUGCUGCUUGGCCUCAUGUUUUCUCCCAUGUUUAGUCUGGAGAAACUCCAGGUUGUGGCAAAUGGUGCGUGGGGUGACAACUGUGGCAACCAAAGUGAGGAGGAAAAACAAGAGAAAAAAGUUUUCAUAUCACAGAUUUGCAUGGCCAAACGGUUGAUUUUGUCAAGAAAGAAAGUUGUAUAAAUACUACAAGGCGAUAUCAUCUUCACCAUCAACACUCCGUUCUCCCUGCUGGUUUAAAAUGGGACCAGAUGUGUUCUUGCUCAUGUCAACUGUGUAGCGAACCCAAUCGUUUUUCGGUUGAACAACUUUGAACUUGUACACAGGGUUUGUGUGGCCUCAAAUGCUUCAGUCAAACGAAGAGUUUGCUGAGUGACUGAGGGAGGGAGAGAAAAAAAAAACUCCCCCAGUGUUACAUAAAGGUCAGCCUAUUACACCGUAUCGACACUUUGUUUGUGAAUCUUUGUUCUGUUUCAUAUUUGCAUGAAAAUAAUGAUGGAGCAAAAGUUUCUAUAAACACUUGAAAACAGCAAGGCAAUAAAUAAUACUGUGUUUGACA
Xiphophorus couchianus (Monterrey platyfish) is the source of this 4092-nucleotide messenger RNA. RefSeq names its product sushi domain containing 2 (gene susd2). The record is from RefSeq and is a predicted model, not a curated record. Lineage: Eukaryota; Metazoa; Chordata; Actinopteri; Cyprinodontiformes; Poeciliidae. The transcript is spliced from 15 exons. Bases 920 to 3373 code for a protein of 817 amino acids.